Danio rerio (zebrafish) is the source of this 2927-nucleotide messenger RNA. The record is from RefSeq and is a predicted model, not a curated record. Lineage: Eukaryota; Metazoa; Chordata; Actinopteri; Cypriniformes; Danionidae.
CCAAACGAGGGCGGGUGUGAAAGUGCCAGUCCUGCCAAAUCAGACACAAAUGAGUGUCUGUUCACAAACUGACGACAACUAAACUUGGGAAAGAAACAAACACCGGAAUAAACUAUGCAGAAGACAUUAGAUGAGGUGUGUCUGUAAUGGAAAAGGAACCUGUACUAGAUCUGUGUCACCUGACGGAGGUGGAGCAAACGGUAAUCCUCAAUGUUUUGCUGAGAGAUGCUGAACUCCGCAGCCGAGAGGAAGGUAGAGUCCGAAAGCUUCAGCAGACGGUGUCAGACCCGGUGCAUCUGCGCUCACUCUCUGGUGCCUGGUUUCACGAAGAACGUUCUAAGAGAUACGAGAAAGGAGGAGCUGAUGUUGUUCAUGCUUCUUUACGCCGUAAGAGGCGAGGAAAAGCAAGAGGAAGACAGGAAUGCAGAGAGAGAUUUGCAGGGAAAUAUGAAUGAAAGAGAGGACGAUAAGCAUCAGGAACAGAAGGAAAGCGGACAAGAAGAUGGGGAAAGUCUCAUUUCUAAUGCCAUCACUAUACCACAAUCCAGGACAAGAAACGUCACAAAGAGGAAUGAAAUAUUAGGCAGUGGCUUUGAAGACAGUGUUGAAGAGUCAGAAAACAAAGAAAGAAGAAUUUUGCCAAGCACAUCACCAACUCUUCAGAUUGACUCAGAGGGAGACAUUGACUCAGGAAGCACUGAAAUAAACUAUACUAGAUUUGGCUCGGUUACCAGUUUGACUUCCCAUCAUAUGAUGAAUGGCAGUCUGAUGAGCCUGUACAGUGUGGGGGAUUUUGGGGAUGUUGUCGUAUCAGGACGGAUCCAGUUCUCACUGCAGUAUGAUGUCAGGACGGAGGAGCUUUAUGUGCACAUAAUACGCUGCCAAGAUCUUGCAUCAGCACGCAAAAAUCGAUCAGAUCCAUAUGUUAAAGUUUACCUUCUCCCCGACAACACUUCCCGUAGUAAGAAAAAGACUGCAGUGAGGAGGAAAACAUUAAAUCCAGUCUACGAUGAAACCAUGACGUACAAAGUGCGGCGACUGGACCUCCCGGCUCGCGUGUUGAGUAUGUCAGUGUGGCACAUGGAGAGAAUGAGGAGAAACCUCUUCCUGGGAGAGCUGGAGGUCAGGCUGGGUCAGUGGGACUGGAGCCAGAACCAGCCGACCUGGCAAAACCUUCAGCCAAGAGUUCAGUUGAGUCCGGAAGCCAUCAUCAGCAGAGGAACCAUUCUGUUCUCAAUUAAGUUUGUACCUCCUGGUUCAGAGGGACGUGGAAAUCCAGCGACUGGUGAACUCCAUAUUUGGUUGAGAGAGAUUGUCGGUUUACUUCCCACAAAACGUGGCGCACCUAACACAUAUGUAAAAAGUGUGGUUUUACCAGAUGAGAGUGGUGUCAGCGGUCAGCAGACUCGUGUGGUCCGUGGUUCUGUCAGCCCAGUGUUCAAUCACACCAUGGUUUAUGACGGCUUUCAGUCCAGUGACCUCAUUCAGGCCUGUGCAGAGAUAACAGUCUGGAACCCACAUCCCUCCGGCUGUCUGGGUGGAGUCCGCCUCAGCACUGGCUCAGGCUUAAGUUACGGUCAGUCUGUUUGCUGGAUGGACUCGACAGAAGAUGAGAUCAAUGUGUGGUCAAGUGUGAUUCAGAGCCCCAACAGCUGGGUGGACACUAGUCUUCCCAUCAGAACCAACCUACAGCUCUGCUCUGACUGACCUUUGCUGAACCUACUCCAUGAAUUUGCAUCACAUGACUUUAGAUGUGUAAAGUUUCGAGUAUGACCUGUUGUACUCUACAUGAUUUGUGCUCUACAUUCUUUUUUAUAUCACUUGCAGUCUGAAAUAACUAGUUGUCAGAGUUCAGACUUUCACAGAAAACACAGUCUUUUGUUUAUAGCUUCCAUCCAUUAUAUGGAUAACAAAUAUGUUUGAGAUUUUGAGUUGAUUUUAGAGUACAGGUCUCAACCUGGAUUCCUGGAGGGCCGCAGCUCUGUACAGUUUUGCUACAACCCUAAUCAAACACAGCUGAUCCAACUAAUCAAGGUGUUCAAGACUACUAGAGACUGUGAUUUGGAUGGGGUUAGAGCUGAAGGCCCUCCUGGAAUUGAGUUUGAGACUAUUGUUUUAGAGCAUCAUGAUGUACAUGUCAAAACUCACUCACUGCCAUUCACCUUUUAAUAAUGUAGUAAUCAGUACACAGUCUCAGAAAUAAAGGUACGUGAGCUGUCACUGGGGUGGUACCCUUUCAAAAGGUACACAUUUGUACUUAAAGGGUCCACAUUGGUAACUCAGAGUGUAUAUUAGGAUAUAAAAAUUUUAAGAGGAACACUUUUGUACUUUUUAGGUACUGAUAUGUACCCUUGAAGUGUUAAUGCGGACCUUUUAGAUACAAAUUUGUAACUUUUAAAAAGGUACCACCCCAGUGACAGCUCGCAUACCUUUGUUUUUGAGAGGGUAGGACAGGAAUGAGACUGUCGUCCAGACUUUAUUUUCUAUUUUGCUUGGAUUUGAUGCAAAAUAUUCCUCACUCAUUUGAUAUGUAUUACAUUUUGAUGAACUGUGUUGUUGUUAGAUUAUAUAUUUUAGGAGUUGUUAAAUUCUUAACCUGAGAAGUUCUUAAACUGUGAAUUGUAAUUGUCAUUUUCAUGAAUGUUUUGAAUAAUUAAAUUUGAUAAAGUGGAGUAUCUGCAUCUUUAAGCUAUUUUGGUAAAAUGUACAAUUUUUAAAAAGCACAUAAAGAGCUCAUCUGCAAAAAUGAGUCAUUUUUAAUUUCAUUAAUCUUCUCUUUUUUGCAAAUGAACCCUUUAAUGCACAAAAUAAAAACAUGAAAAUAUAAAAAACAUGUUUUUGCGAAUUAACUUUUAACAUGCUGACGGUUCUGUUCAAACCCUAAUGUACUGAAUAUUAACUAGUGAUUAAAGCCACUUUAUUCAUGA